Messenger RNA from Physella acuta, 892 nucleotides. RefSeq names its product prefoldin subunit 5-like. Lineage: Eukaryota; Metazoa; Mollusca; Gastropoda; Physidae. The record is from RefSeq and is a predicted model, not a curated record. Gene Ontology annotation, biological process: RNA polymerase II core complex assembly; RNA polymerase I assembly; protein folding. Gene Ontology annotation, cellular component: prefoldin complex; cytoplasm.
UAGGUUUCGAUAUUUGGAUUAACGUUGUUGGUAGGACUAUUCAAGAUGGCUGCCCACGAGCCUGGUGCUAAACAGAUAGAUGUUACAACGUUGCCGAUUCCACAUUUGAAUCAUUUAUCUCAACAAUUGGAACAGGAAGUUGAGUUUCUGACAAAUUCAAUAAAUCAGUUAAAAGUUGCCCAGGGAAAGUUUAAUGAAUCAGAUGAUGCAGUUUCACAACUUGGGGCAUCUGGUGCUGACAUACUAGUGCCACUUACAGCUUCUAUGUAUGUACCUGGCAAACUUAGUGAAGAUAAUGAUCUAUUAAUAGACAUUGGAACUGGCUAUUUUGUUUCUAUGAGCAAAGUAAAGGCCCAAGAUUUCUUCAAAAGGAAAAUAGAAUACUUAACGAAGAACAUAGAGAAGGUCCAGCCCAUUUUACAAGAUAAAUUUAGAUCAAAGCAAGUUAUCAAUGAAGUUAUGCAAGCAAAGAUCCAAGCUCAGUUAGCUGCCAUUCCUGCUGGAGCUAAAGCAUAGAGUUUUCCACUCCAAGUUUUUUACUUGACCAGUAUUGUUGGCUGCCAUUUGAAACUAUUUCUUUAAGGACUAGAUUGUUUGAAAAUAUUUGCAGGGUUUAAUUAUUUCAAGCUUUAUCAUUUGGUCACCAGACAGAUUUGUCUCAUGAUGGGUUGGCAAGCAACCAGUUAGCAAGUUCUGAAAUUAUCUAGUAAAGCUAAUUACUGGUCUCAUGAUAGGUUGGCAAGCAACUAGUUAGCAAGUUCUAAAAUUAUCUAGUAAAGCUAAUUACUUGUAAAUAAACCUGAUAUAUAUUCCUAAUGUGUGUGUGUGAGAGGUGCUUGGUCUAUGUGUAGCUAAUGCUGCUGCAAGUGGUUGUUUGACACUUUCCUCUGAC